AUGGAGAUCGCACCGGUGGUGCCGGCGUCUAACCAUGUCGGAGACGCAGGACCUCCUGCUGCAUCAACUGCGCAGGGGGAUUCUGCUGUUUUAGCUUCCUCUUCUUCAAGUUCAGGUUCGUCUCCCUCGUCUUCGCCAUCGUUAUCGGUGCUCAGCAACAGCAUGGCGGCAGCUGGCAGGUUCGAUGAUGACGAUGACGAGGAGGACGUUUGCAGGAUCUGCCGGAACCCUGGUGACUCCGAAAAUCCUCUCCGUUACCCGUGCGCUUGCAGCGGAAGUAUUAAGUUUGUUCAUCAGGAUUGCCUCCUUCAGUGGCUCAAUCAUAGCAAUGCAAGGCAGUGCGAGGUUUGCAAGCAUGCAUUUUCUUUCUCUCCUGUUUAUGCGGAAAAUGCUCCGGCAAGGCUUCCAUUUCGGGAGUUUGUUGUUGGAAUGGGGAUGAAAGCAUGUCAUGUCCUACAGUUCUUCCUGCGCCUCAGUUUUGUGCUGUCUGUCUGGCUUCUCACCAUUCCGUUCAUUACGUUUUGGAUUUGGCGAUUGGCUUUUGUUAGAAGUUUUAGUGAAGCACAGAGGCUAUUUCUGAGUCACGUGUCUACCACAGUUAUUCUCACUGAUUGUCUGCAUGGAUUUCUUCUCUCUGCAAGCAUCGUGUUCAUAUUUCUUGGAGCAACUUCUUUGAGAGAUUACUUCAGACAUUUACGAGAGCUUGGUGGUCAAGAUGCGGACAGGGAGGAUGAAGGAGAAAGAAAUGGAGCCCGUGCUGCGAGGAGGCCACCUGGUCAACCUAAUAGAAAUCUUGCAGGUGACGGGAAUGGUGAAGAUCCGGCUGGGGGCCAAGGAAUCGGUGGUGCCGGUCAGAUGAUCAGAAGGAAUGCAGAAAAUGUGGCUGCUCGUUGGGAGAUGCAGGCUGCUCGUCUUGAGGCACAUGUUGAACAGAUGUUUGAUGGUCUGGAUGAUGCUGAUGGAGCUGAAGAUGUACCCUUUGAUGAGCUUGUCGGCAUGCAGGGACCUGUUUUCCAUCUCGUUGAAAAUGCAUUCACUGUUCUUGCGAGCAAUAUGAUAUUUCUUGGAGUUGUUAUAUUUCUGCCUUUCUCCCUUGGACGUAUAAUAUUAUAUUAUCUGUCAUGGCUUCUGUCCUCUGCUACUAGCCCGGUUCUGUCAACAGUUGUUCCGCUCACAGAAUCAGCCCUCUCCCUGGCUAAUAUUACAUUGAAAAGUGCAUUGACUGCUGUUGCUAAUUUGACUUCAGAUGACCAGGAAAACGGAUUACUUGGCCAGGUUUCUGGAAUGUUGAAAGUAAAUGCAACAGGGUUAAAUGAGGCUUCAAGCAACCUUACUACUUCAAUUUCAUCUGACUUGCUCAAGGGACAAGCUGUUGGGCCUUCACGCCUAUCGGAUGUUACAACCCUUGCUGUGGGUUACAUGUUUAUUUUUUCUCUCAUAUUCUUCUACCUUGGCGUGGUUGCAUUAAUUCGGUAUACCAGAGGAGAGCCUUUAACCAUGGGCAGGUUCUAUGGUAUUGCUUCAAUUGCUGAGACUAUUCCAUCAUUGCUACGGCAGUUUGUUGCUGCGAUGAGGCACCUAAUGACAAUGAUAAAGGUCGCCUUCCUUUUGGUGAUUGAACUCGGGGUUUUCCCUUUAAUGUGCGGCUGGUGGUUAGAUAUUUGUACAAUCAAAAUGUUUGGGAAAUCUAUGACCCAGAGACUGGAGUUCUUUUCCGUUUCUCCGCUGGCUAGCUCAUUGGUUCAUUGGGUUGUGGGAAUUGUUUACAUGCUGCAAAUUAGUAUUUUUGUCAGCCUUCUUCGCGGGGUUUUACGAAAUGGAGUACUUUACUUCCUUCGAGAUCCGGCUGAUCCAAACUACAAUCCAUUCAGGGAUUUGAUUGAUGAUCCUGUUCACAAGCAUGCUCGUAGAGUUUUGUUGUCUGUUGGCGUUUAUGGUAGCUUGAUUGUAAUGUUGGUGUUUUUACCUGUUAAACUUGCCAUGAGAAUGGCUCCCUCAAUUUUUCCCCUUGAUAUAUCGGUUUCCGAUCCCUUCACUGAGAUUCCUGCUGAUAUGCUGCUCUUCCAAAUUUGCAUCCCCUUUGCUAUUGAGCACUUCAAGCUGAGGACAACUAUGAAGUCUCUCCUCCGAUAUUGGUUUACUGCAGUUGGUUGGGCACUUGGUUUGACAGAUUACUUACUUCCAAGGCCCGAGGAUAAUGGUGCUCAUGACAAUGGAAAUGGGGAGAUUGGGAGGCAGGAUAGAGCCCUGCUGGGGCUGGCUCCGGAGGAAAUGAACAGAGCAAGGCAUCCAGUCGUAGCAGAUGCCACUUUGGCUGAAGAGCUUGAAAAUGAGGAGCACUCAGAUACAGACCGGUGCAGUUUUAUCCUUCGCAUUGUUUUGCUAUUGAUUGUGGCUUGGAUUACUCUCCUCAUCUUUAACUCUUCCCUGAUUGUUGUACCUGUCUCUCUUGGACGAAUAUUGUUUAAUGCCCUUCCUCUUCUCCCUAUAACACACGGAAUAAAGUGCAAUGAUCUAUAUGCAUUUGUGAUUGGAAGUUACGUCAUUUGGACUGCUUUUGCUGGGGUGAGGUACUCAGUUGAGCAGAUAAGAAAAAGGAGGGCCUCGGUUUUGAUGAAGCAAGUUUGGAAAUGGUGUGGCAUUGUUACGAAGAGUGUUGCCCUUCUAUCAAUAUGGAUUUUCGUCAUUCCUGUAUUGAUUGGACUGCUUUUUGAACUGCUGGUCAUUGUACCAAUGCGCGUGCCUGUGAAUGAGAGCCCAGUUUUCCUAUUGUAUCAAGACUGGGCUCUUGGAUUGAUCUUUCUUAAGAUCUGGACCAGACUGGUGAGUGUCAUAUUUUGCAUUCUGACAUGUGGUUGGUAAUUUUGUGAAGCGAUCUUUUUUUUGAAGUGUCAGCGCUUAGGAUCUACUGUUAAUCAAUAUGCAGUUGUUUGAGUUCAAAAAACUUUAUAGCAAUGCUAAUGGAAUUAGAGAAGAGAUGUAACUACUAAUUUUGAAGCUGAAAAUAGUACGCCUUUGACAAGUUCAAUAGAGCAAUAUGACAUGCUUUUUGUUUUGAUUUUCUUGCUGCGUGUUUGGUUUUGCAUCUUCUUAAAACGAAAUGGGAUGUUACCCUGAGGUACCAGUAUAUAUGUGAACGUGGAUCAUGUUCAAGUGAUCUUACUUGUUUACACCUCUGAUUUUUCUUACCCACAGGUUACCCUGGAUCAAGUUCUGCCAUUUGUGGACGAGAGUUGGCGAUUAAAAUUUGAAAGAGUCAGGGAGAACGGUUUUUCUAGGCUGCAAGGAUUAUGGGUGCUCAGAGAGAUAGUCUUUCCUAUUAUUAUGAAGUUGCUUACUGCUUUGUGUGUUCCUUAUGUUUUAUCCAGAGGUUUGUUUCCCGUUUUUGGGUACGCUUUGGUAGUCAACUCAGCUGUAUAUCGAUUUGCCUGGUUGGGUUGUCUUGGUUUGGGUUUGUUGUGGUACUGUGCAAAGAGAUUCCAUGUUUGGUUCACAAACUUGCACAAUUCCAUACGGGAUGACCGAUACUUGAUCGGCCGGAGACUUCACAACUAUGGUGAAGGUGUGGAGCGACAAAAUGUAGCAGCCGGAGAUUCCUUGGAAGCAGCAAAUGCACAAAGCUCAAGCUUUAGUGAAAAUGAAAGGGUAGCUGUGGAUGUCGGGCUUAGACAGAGGCAUGUAGCACAACAAGAUGCCUAAUAAUCAAGAUUUAGUUGCUGACUUUGGCGUCUUUGAGGGUUGCUUAUGUAAAAUAUGAAUAUGAAGUCAUUUAUUCUUAAGAUCCUGUAUGCAAGCAUUUCCCUUUCCUUCCUUUUGAGGUGGGCGGGUUGGUUGUAAAUUGUGAAUAGAGAAAUAGUUGGUCUUUGGAUUAGUGCACAUGUGAAUUUUGCCGGAGAUAAUUAAAAUAGGGGCAUUGAGAUCUACAAGAAUAAUUUGAAGUGGAAUUUGUGUUUUGAAUCAUCUAGUAUAAAACGUAGGACUAUUUUUGACAUAGCAAUCUGAAAUUAGUUGUAUCUCCCACCUUUAAGCAAGCCGCUUUCUCUUUAGAUUGCUCACCAUACACGCAAUUAGCUUCCUAAUUUAUGUAAUCUUGCCCCAGUCACCCGAGUUCGAUUAUACUGUAAUAUUAAAAGUUGAGGCUCCUAGAGGUUAUCGACUGUAGUCAAUCGAUUAGUCCGUUAUAUACACAUUGGAGCUGUAGACUACGUACAUAAGAUGAGUCUACACAAAAGUUGCUUCACUCAGACCUUUGCCCCUGGGGUUGAUUUUAUAUAUACACUCCUGAACACAACUUCAAAUGUCAACAUUUCUUACCACCACUUACAAUAACCAAUGCCAAUUACUUUGCCCAAGAUUAGACCACUCAACCAAAAAAAAGCACAAAGGAAACCAAUAGCAAAAGGAGCAAAGAUUUAAGUUGCAACCCCAUUACAAAGAACUUGGAUUAGUCUCAAAACAAACUUGUCCAAAUCAAGGUGCACAUGUAAAAUGGCCGUCCAUAAGAUUCAAACUUCCAAGUAAACAUUAAGAAACUAAACCAUCAUUCAAGGUCAAGGAGGCCAAUUGGUCAGCUGGACAGCUUCCCUGCUGCUGUUGAGAAACAUUCCGUAAGACUUCCAUAGCCUCCGCAACUUUGGCUUUCAGAGCUUCGGGUGACUCGAGCAGGUGGAGAACCUCGGUCUGAUCCAUCUCCAAAAGCAUGCCAGUGACCUUAGCUGCUGUGUCAGGCUCCAACUGUUCAACCUGCGGGUAUAAAUUCUCACCCAACAU
This is a messenger RNA of Oldenlandia corymbosa var. corymbosa, 4770 nucleotides long. Lineage: Eukaryota; Viridiplantae; Streptophyta; Magnoliopsida; Gentianales; Rubiaceae. The record is from the annotation of a GenBank genome assembly.